Messenger RNA from Pteropus alecto (black flying fox), 675 nucleotides. Its product is annotated as olfactory receptor 10C1. Gene Ontology annotation, cellular component: membrane. The transcript has a single exon. NCBI's taxonomy places the organism in Eukaryota, Metazoa, Chordata, Mammalia, Chiroptera, Pteropodidae. Gene Ontology annotation, molecular function: G protein-coupled receptor activity; olfactory receptor activity. The annotation marks the transcript as partial. Gene Ontology annotation, biological process: G protein-coupled receptor signaling pathway. The record is from RefSeq and is a predicted model, not a curated record.
ACCAUAAGUGUGGGAGGCUGUGCAGUUCAAAUGUAUGUAUUUACCGCAUUGGGACUGGCAGAGUGUUGCCUGUUAGCAGCCAUGGCUUAUGACCGCUUUGUAGCUAUUUGUUAUCCACUGCAUUACACUCUCCUGAUGGGCCCUCAUGUGUGUUUGAAACUGGCUGCAGCAUCAUGGACUACUGGGGUGGUGGUGGAGUCAGUCCAGAUUCCCUGGAUCUUCACUCUGCCCUUCUGUGGAACAGGAAAGAUUCAGCACUUUUUUUGUGACAUCAUGCCUGUAGUGAAACUGGCUUGUGUUGAUACCUCAUAUAAUGAGAUUAUGGUGUUUGCCGUCACUGUGCUUUUCAUUAUGAGUCCCUGUUUCCUCAUUCUGUGCUCCUAUGUGCGCAUUUUUGUGACCAUCUUGAGAAUCCCAUCAGCAGCUGGCAGACGCAAAGCUUUCUCUACUUGUUCUUCUCACAUCCUGGUUGUUUCUCUGUUCUAUGGCACUGCCUUGUUCACUUACCUCCAACCUAAGACUGUACAAACUCCAGAAACAGACAAAGCAACUGCACUCGCGUACAUAGUGGUCACACCUGCUCUGAAUCCUGUUAUCUACACCUUGAGGAACAAAGAAGUAAAGGAAGCCUUUAAAAGGGUAACACAAAGGAACUCUCUUAGACUAAUGACCUAA